CUGGUCACAAAAUUUUCACGAGGAGUGUAUCCAUAUUAUUCAUAUCUAACAGGUACCUUAUAAAAGUGCAGGAAAUGCUGAACUAAUAUUACUGUUUAGCUUGUUAAGUAGCUCCAUUGUUCUGAAUAGCUGGCCAUAGUUCAGACCAUUGGUGCAAGAAAACUUUCUCGUCACGCCGAAGGGCAAUGCUUUACUUAAGAUGGUAUCUGAUUUCUGAGUACGUGCAUCAUCUAUAAAAAUUGGAAGUUAUUAGAUGACACUUUUCUCCACAAUCUUCCCUGAUUUCAUAAUCCUUUUACUAAUUCUUUUUGAUAUCGAUUUGAAACAGUCUACAUCAGUUAAAUUUUUCGUAUGUUUUGAAGCAGUUAAUUGCAAAACACUAAGUUUUAAUCGGCUUAUGCAAUCAAAAAACCUUCACUGCACAAUGGCGCGGUGUUUCAAAGUCCUUCUUUUUGGCUCAUAAUGUUUAAGUGUCUGCCAAUCAUCGGGCCUUGUGGAAGGCAUGUAGAUCACAUUGACAGGCGACAUUCGAAGCUCGAACAAGUUCCGGAUGAUGUGAUGCGAAAUUUUCGCACUCUUGAAGAGUGUCGUCUAGAUGCUAAUCAGAUUAAAGAGUUGCCUAAGAAUUUCUUCCGCCUGAAGCGAAUCCGUCUUCUGACGCUGAGUGAUAAUGAGUUAACUCGUUUACCUACUGGGAUAGGAAGCUUUUCCAACCUUGUUGAACUCGAUGUUAGUAGAAAUGACAUAUCCGAGCUCCCAGCAAGUAUUCGUUUCUGUGAUUCAUUGCAGAGUUUGGAUGUGAGCAAUAAUCCUUUGCAGAGCCUGCCUGCUGGGUUUUGCCAACUACGUAAUCUACGAGUUUUGUGUCUUAAUGAUAUUUCAAUUGGUGAGCUUCCUGAAGAAAUUGGCAGGUUGGUUUUCAGUCAUUUUUUGAGAUUAUUACUAACUUGCGUGUGGUAGUUCGUGUCUGCUUUUAUGUCCAACGUCGUUUUUCAAUGUGAAUUAAUGAUUUUACACCCCUCGAACGAAGCACCAUGUCUGUCAUCCGAACUUUAAUUUGUGUAGUCGCAUAUAUAUAUUGUCAAAGGCGUUGAAGAUUGAACAAUCAAUUCUUGGUUGUUUGCUCAAAAUCAACUUCCCCAAUUUUCGCGGAGGCAUCAAUACGACAGUCAUCGUCUCAUCGGUCGCUGUUCAGAAAGAAGAGUGAAACAUCGUCAGAAACCUUAGUUCGCUUAUUCCUUUUAUAUGUUGGUGUAACAAUAAAGAAUUCUCAAGCGGCAGAUCAGUGUUUUGGUUUUUGCGUGCGUUAUAACUAAGCGUUUCUGAGAAAUCUUCUAAGAACAGCGUGGGCCCGAGCGUAGCGAGAGCUGGGCAUUAACGGUUUAUGAGGUGUGAUUGACAAUAUAUAUAUA
This is a messenger RNA of Trichobilharzia regenti, 1412 nucleotides long. Lineage: Eukaryota; Metazoa; Platyhelminthes; Trematoda; Strigeidida; Schistosomatidae. The record is from the annotation of a GenBank genome assembly.